UAUUACGGCUUCCAUUCCCCUCUUCUUCCUCUGCCCCCCCGUCUCGCUUACGGAGCCCACAAGCUCUCGCAGACGCAGCUUCUCCUCAUCAUCGGUGCCUGCCCCUCAACCUCGCCGCUGCUCCUUUAAGCGUCCCAUUUCCCACAACAGAGGCAGUAUGAAAUAUUGGGGAAGGCAGGUAACUUGACUAUGUUGUUUAAUCGGAUAGAAUUGUCUUGUUAUCCUUGAUCUUGAGAAGCAAAAUUUAAGUAAUCUAUUAGCCAUUUUCUUUCUCUGCAAGCUGCAUGAUGCAAAUGUGGGAAUGCAGUCAGCUUUCAACAAAUGUGUUUAUAGUGCAUGCCAUCUUCAUCUCAUUUUGUACUGAAAGACCUUUCUCUAAGUCGAUUCCAAAAGUUCAUUCCUAAAAAAUGGAAACAAACUUCCAAAGAAGUAAUUCUUCAAAACAAUCACCUGGUUCUGGGAAAGUGUACAACUGGCAAUGAAUCUAUGAUAGAUAACCUUUUUAAUUCUGUCAGAGAGUUUGCCUGUCAGGGCCAUUUAUUAAAAGCAUUCAAAACCUUUUCUCUGAUCCAGUACCAUGUCUCUUGUACUACUUCAAAUGAUAUUGUUCUGCAUUCCAUAUCUUCUCUUCUUUUAUCUUGUGUCAACCUUAAAUCGCUCCCACAGGGUAAACAGCUCCAUGCCCUCAUUAUCUCUUUGGGAUUUGAGCAACACCCCAUUUUGGUUCCCAAGCUUGUCAAUUUUUACUCAAACGCUGAUCUUUUAGUUGAUGCUCACACCAUUACUGAAAAUUCCAAUAUUUUGCACCCUUUACCUUGGAAUCUGCUUAUCUCUUCUUAUGUUCGAAAUGGACUAUAUGGAGAGGCACUUUCUGCCUAUAAGAAGAUGAUAAGUAAAGGCAUUAGACCUGAUCAUUUCACUUACCCAUCUGUUCUCAAGGCUUGUGGUGAAAAAUUGGAUCUAGCCUUUGGGAGAGAGGUUCAUGAAUCCAUUAAUGCUAGCUGUCAUGUAUGGAGCUUAUUUGUGCAUAAUUCCUUGGUUUCAAUGUAUGCAAAAAUUGGUGAAUUGGAGAUUGCCCGUUGCUUGUUUGACAAAAUGCCAGAAAGAGAUGCUGUUUCUUGGAAUGCUAUAAUUUCUGGUUAUGCCUCCAAGGGAAUGUGGAAGGAAGCAUUUGAGCUGUUUGAAAAAAUGCAGUUAGCAGGUGUUGAAUUGAAUAUUAUAAUUUGGAACACAAUAGCUGGAGGGUGCUUGCAGUCAGGCAAUUUUAAGGGGGCACUUGAAUUGCUUUCUCAUAUGAGAAGUUGUGGCAUUUGUUUGGAUUCAGUUGCAAUGAUUAUUGGUUUGGGUGCAUGUUCCCAUAUUGGUGCCAUCAGAUUAGGUACAGAGAUUCAUGGUUCUGCAAUUCGCAGCUUUUGUGAUGGAGCUGAUAAUGUUAGAAAUGCCUUGAUCACUAUGUAUUCUAGGUGCAAAGAUCUUAGUCAUGCCUACAUUUUGUUUCAAUUAGUAAAAACUAAGAGCAUAAUUACCUGGAACUCCAUGCUUUCUGGUUAUGCCCACAUGGAUAGAUCUGAAGAAGCAUCAUUCCUAUUCAGAGAAAUGUUGUGCUGUGGCAUUGAGCCAAAUUAUGUGACUAUAGCGAGCAUUCUUCCCCUUUGUGCUCGAGUGGCAAAUCUACAACAUGGCAAGGAGUUCCAUUGUUACAUUUUGAGGCGUGCAGGAUUUAAGAAUUAUUUGUUGCUGUGGAACACUCUUGUUGACAUGUAUGCAAGAUGUGGAAAAGUUUUAGAAGCUAAAAGGCUGUUUGAUUCAAUGAACAGGAGGGAUGAAGUGACAUAUACUUCCUUGAUUGCUGGGUUUGGAAUACAGGGAGAGGGACGAGCAGCAUUAAAACUUUUUGAUGAAAUGAACAAGAAUAAUAUUAAACCAGACCACGUAACAAUGGUGGCAGUUCUAUCAGCUUGUAGCCAUUCAGGCCUAGUAACUGAAGGAAAAAUGUUGUUUCAAAAGAUGUGUAGUGCAUAUGGCAUAGUUCCACGUUUGCAGCACUUUGCCUGCAUGGUUGACCUCUAUGGGAGGGCUGGAUUAUUACAUAAAGCUAAGGAGAUGAUCGCAAAGAUGCCUUACAGGCCAACCUCUGCCAUGUGGGCCACUCUUUUAGGAGCUUGCCGUAUCCAUGGAAAUACUGAGAUAGGUGAAUGGGCUGCUGAGAAAUUGUUGGAAAUGAGGCCUGAAAAUUCAGGUUACUAUGUGUUGAUUGCUAAUAUGUAUGCUGCUGCCGGUCGUUGGAACAAGCUAGCAAAGGUGAGGACUUACAUGAGGGACUUGGGUGUGAGGAAGGCUCCUGGCUGUACCUGGGUUGAUGUGGGCUCUGAAUUUUUACCAUUUCUGGUCGGAGAUACAUCAAAAGCUAAAGCAGAUGAGUUUUACCCAUUAUUGGAGGGGUUGACUAAUCUAACUAAAGAUGCUGAUUAUGAUGCCAGAGAAAGUCUGCGUUCUGUUAAAGUGCUGGAGGAAGUAGGAUGAUUCCCAAUAAUGCAUUCUGGAUGUAUUUCACGUGAAUUAAAUUUGUCAUUCUUGUCCCAUGGCAGCAAUUUAUUAUGUGAUCUAUAACAGAAGUCAAGAAACAAAAGAAAUAUACCUUAAGGCCCUUCUGAAUUGGGUCAGACUUGUAGUAUUCAUCUUUCUGGUCGGUAUGUAAAUUUUCUUUUAUUUUAUCAUCUAUUAACUUGAUUAGUCUCUCUCUCUCUCUCUCUCUCUCUCUCUCUCUCUCUCUCUCUCUUUCUCUCUCUCUCUCUGUGUGUGUGAAUUUAGAUAACUUGAACUGGACUAUGCAGUGCAGCUUUGUUGUUGAAGAUUUUUAUAUUAUUUGUAUUAGUGAAUUCUUGAUAUUUCUGGCUAAUUUUGAAUGGGUCUAUUAUGCAUUAGCCUUAGAAUUUGUAGAUUUUUAGUGAUUAUUUUAUUUGAAAUUGCUAUUUAUUUCUGAUUUUAAUCUUGAAAUUGUCUUGAAACUUUAAUUUCAAACCUUUGAAAGGAAAGACUUAUGUUUGAAAUUUUCACCAUUGUUUUGCAUGUUGGAGAUAAUUUAGUCAGAUGGGAAAUCUGCAUUUUGUAUAUCGUUCUUAUAAGCAAGGAUAAGGAAUUGACCCUUACUGAUUUUGGAGCAUUAAUAAAUCUGUCACCAAAAAACCCUGAUUUGAAAUGGCAAUCUUUCUGUCGGCUGCUGAAUUAGUCUGGCCUUGGCACAAACUUAAACUGUUAAUUUUGCACUAUUUUCUUCCACAUACUCCCCUUUUUUGGGGUUGGACUGGAAGCCUUUCGUAGCUUGAUUAAAAGGGCCUCAUCAACUAAAAUACCUUAAAUUAGGGGUCUGUCAAUUUCACUUAAUUGUGCUGAUAUCUCACUUUUGGUCCUUGAUGGCAAUGGUAGAGAACAAAUUUUAAAUUGCUUACGCCCAAGAGUGUUUAUGCCAAAUUAGAUGCUACUUGUCUAUUGUUCUGGCCAGUGUUUUAACUUUGAAGCAUUAAACCAAGUGUUUGUAAUAUACUUCUGUUUUCAAUUGUUGAUGCCUAUUUCUAUUUGAAAAUACACUUUUUGUUUUAAGAUGGUUUGUGGUACAUCAUUAUUAUUGCCUUUUAAAUUCUUUAUUUUAUUCAUGUUUUAGGUUUAUAGGUCUCGCUUUUUGUGAACUCGGUUUUCUGCAUGCACUUCUUUUUGUUACCAUAGUUGAUCCUUUGUUGAUAAUAAUUCUUUAUUUUAUUUCAUUUGUGUUUCUCUUUGCUAACUCAUAAAAGAAAAUUCAGAAUAAAAAUAAUUUUGACUUGCAGGUAAAAAAAAGUAUGAUUCAUAAACAGCCUUUUGUUGAUGUGCUUUCAAGCAUCCUAGACACCUGGAACACAUUGAUCAACUUGCUCCAAUUGCCUCUCUUAAUGAAUCUCACCCGAAAACUACAACUUCAGAUGGUGAUAACAGUCUUCGUACCUGUCAACAUAUUGGGAGGUCUCCAAAUGGUUCAGUCGUAGUGGUUUCAAAUGACACCAACAACUUUGAAAGUGGUGCUUCUGGCUGUUUUCCCCAUUUUUUAUGCAUCAACAACAGAAUUCUUGAAGCAGAUAAUCUCUCAUUUUUCCUUGAAUAUUUUGAUCAUGGACACCAGCUUGGGGCUUUACUUCAGCGUGAUGAUGUGUUCUCGUCUUUUGACUAUCCUUUUUGGAAUCCAGUUUAAAUUGGAGGAUAUUGCAAAUGCUGAACUAGCUCCAAUCCAUCCCAUCCGGCUAGGACUAGCACUGAACUUCUGUGUUUUAUUAUGAGAUCUUGAACUCCUGAUUGUGCUUGCUGUCUUUGCAAUCUGGGCAACACCACCCUUCUUCUCAUGUUGAGAAAUCAGAGACUGAUGUUAAAUAUAAAUAAAAGAGAUUCAAAAUCUCAAGACUAAAAAUGGAAAACCAUAUUCCCAGGGAAAGUAAGUUCAUGAUAAGGCUAUAAUUUAUAUAUAAUUGGGAAUUAAAUUUCAUGCAGUCAAUAGAAGACAAAUUCAUAUGUAGAAAUUUAUGAUUUCCACAGCUAUUUGGUAGAGCAAUCAGCUGUAAUUUUAUUUAAUUAUUUAUUUAUUUUAUUUUAUUUUUGUGUUAUAUGUGAUACUUGGAAGUCUUCGCAACUUGGGCGACUGUGCUUUGUUUUUCUUCUUGUUUUGAUUUAGAUGAGGUUAAAUAAAUUGAAAGACUGUGGAAUAUGUUACUGUUUGUUUAUGAAAUAGCAUCGUAGAAUAUAUGUAAUUUUUGGUUGUCAUUUGGAUGUCUCCUAUGAAAAAAAUGCAUUUACAAUGUGAUUCUUGAAAUAAUUGCUGAAAUUGGGAAUUUCAGGAGAACUGUCACUUUAGUGGGGCAAAGAUAUACCCUGGCAAGGGUAUCAUAUUUUUUGCGUACGUUCCUUUUCUGCAAUUGAUGAAACUUGAUAAUCUUUGACGAUUGACAUAUAUGAGUUUUUUUUUUUUUUUUUUCCCAAUUCAACAGGGAUAAAAUGCAGAUUCCAAUAUUUUCUAGCUAUGCCCUUUUAUUAUCAUUCUCAAGGAAAUAAUUGGAGCAUUAGUUGAGGAUGUUACAAUCUUAAUCCCAAACUAGUAGGGGUUGGCUAUGUAUCUUUAUCCAUACUUCGAAUAUACAACAUGCUAAAUGAAAAUACAACUGCUAUAAUUAACAAAUCAUGUUUGGAAAAGUAGCCUUGGCUGAAGAACAAAUUAAUUAAAAUACGUAAAUGUAUAAGUUUUAUUUUUAUGUAUACCAUAUACAUAGGAGAGGAAAUAUUGCAUGUGAUGAUUGAAGAGGUGUUUGCUGACGUUGUACUGUACAGAUGAGUCCAUGAAAACUACCAUUAUGAAUGUUAAUGGCAUAUAGCUUUUCAUCAUAGCUGAUCUGCCAGCUGAGGAAAGCGUUGCAGCAGCCAAACUACACCCUGGAUGGCAACCUGCAUGGUCCUAGAGGAGUUAAGAGAUCACAAUAGUUAUGCCCUUAUGCUACUAGAAUUGAAAAACCAGCAUAUGGCUUUGGUUGGGAAAUGGGUCUGCCUAAAUCUAAUAAAGUAAUUGUAGCUGCUAAAUUUAUGCUAAAUAUUCAAUCCAAUCCUUAAAUUAAAACAAAGGCUGACUGAGUUAUCAAAUUUAACUUUUUAUGCGAUCAA
This is a messenger RNA of Hevea brasiliensis (rubber tree), 5673 nucleotides long. Its product is annotated as pentatricopeptide repeat-containing protein At1g71490. NCBI's taxonomy places the organism in Eukaryota, Viridiplantae, Streptophyta, Magnoliopsida, Malpighiales, Euphorbiaceae. Gene Ontology annotation, biological process: RNA modification. The transcript has 5 exons. The coding region runs from base 337 to 2523 and encodes 728 amino acids. Gene Ontology annotation, molecular function: protein binding; RNA binding. The record is from RefSeq and is a predicted model, not a curated record.